UACCAUGGAAACUCAUCUGAGGGGCAUGCGUGGCAGUACCACAAACCCACACAACCAGAUUUAACAUUAAUAAGAUGGUAUUUAUGUAGUCCACUUCACUGUAUUGUAAGCCAUAACAUAUUGGUUUUAUGUGUCAACAAGGCUUGAGGUCGACUAGCAAGUAUCAGAAUAACUCGAUGCUCGAUUUUCUAUAGGCAAUAAGCUUUGAUUUUAUAGUCUUGCAGACACUGUAUGUCAUGAAGGCGUAUUUUCUCUCGAUUUACCUCAGGUAUUCACGGUAAAAGCGCGAACUUGAGGGGCCGUCUUUACGCGCGGUGCGCCGCCCCACCGGAGACGCGCGUGCGGACACGGGCUCAUUCGCUCUCGUCCGGAUACCGGAGUUAGCGCGGCACGCGCGUGGACUGUGGAUUUUGAUUUAUUAUCGAGAAAUAUACAGAAACGAAACACCUGGCCGUUUCAUUUUUUUAUACCAUCUGUCGUUUCUUUCGCUACACGGUUUGCCAGGUCACACAGGAAUGCAGUGCCCCGUGUUUCAUACACGUUCGUGAAUGGAAAGCAUCUGCAUAACAGACAUACAUCUUGUCAAACGUCUCUCAAACCCUCUGCAUUUUUGUGAUUGAUCAGCUGGACACCGGACAGCGUCCUCCUGCAGCUUUUUUUAAGGGAAGAUGGAGACCUUCUUCGCAGAGGGUGCUCGAGUGUGGGUGAAUCAUAAAGAUCAGCUGCUUCCGUGUACAGUGAACUCAUGUGGAGAAGGGACACUGGUACUCACCACUGACUACGGCGAGGUGGUGUACCUGCAGCAUGCGGAGGUCAACAGGGAGAAGGUGUUCACCAUGCACCAGAGCAGCAUUGAUGGAGUGGAGGACAUGUCCACACUGGCGGAUCUCCAUGAAGCCGCUAUCAUGCACAACCUCCAUCAGCGAUACCGGAAAGACAACAUCUAUACUAACAUAGGUUCAAUACUAGCAGCUGUAAACCCAUAUAAGCAGAUCAAAGGCCUGUACGAGAUCUCUGCAGUGGAGCUGUACAGUCAGCAUCAUCUGGGCGAGCUGCCGCCUCAUAUCUUUGCUGUGGCCAAUGAGUGCUAUCGCUGCUUAUGGAAGAGACAUGACAGCCAGUGUGUACUGAUCAGUGGUGAAAGUGGAGCUGGGAAAACAGAAAGCACCAAACUAUUGAUACAGUUCCUGUCCGUCAUGAGCCAGAACACAGCCGGGACGCCGCCGACAGAGAAGAGCACACGUGUGGAGCAAGCCAUCGUACAGAGCAGCCCCAUCAUGGAAGCCUUUGGAAACGCCAAAACUGUCUACAACAACAACUCCAGUCGCUUUGGGAAAUUUAUUCAGCUUCAUUUUUCUCAAAGCGGGAACAUUCAGGGUGGAUGCAUCGUCCACUAUUUGCUUGAGAAGAAUCGAGUGGUCAGGCAGAACCCGGGGGAGAGAAACUAUCACAUCUUUUACGCUUUGCUGGCCGGAACAAACAAAAGCCAAAAGGAAACAUAUUUACUGGAAGACUCCCCUGAGAUGUUUCACUACCUGAGUCAGUCUGGAUGUGUAAAGGACCGUAGUCUUGAUGACAAGAAACUUUUUGAUGAAGUCAUGGAGGCUUUGAAAGUCAUGGAGUUUACAGAAGAGGAAAUCAGAGAUAUGUUCAAACUGUUGUCUGGAGUUCUGCAGCUGGGCAAUGUGGAGUUCAUGACAGCAGGUGGUGCUCAGAUCACCACCAAGCAAGUUCUCAGUAAUGUGAGUGAUCUUCUGGGCCUGGACUGUUUCCAGUUAUCUGAGGUUCUGACACAGCGUUCAAUGAUCCUCAGAGGAGAGGAGAUUUGCUCCCCAUUAACAGUGGAACAGGCGACAGAUUCCAGGGAUUCGGUUGCCAUGGCACUGUACUCACAAUGCUUCUCAUGGAUCAUCAUGCGAAUUAACCAGAAGAUAAAGGGCAAAGACAAUUUUAAAUCCAUCGGGAUUCUCGACAUCUUCGGCUUUGAAAACUUUGAGGUAAACCGGUUUGAGCAGUUCAACAUUAAUUACGCCAAUGAGAAACUACAAGAAUAUUUCAACAAACAUAUCUUCUCUCUGGAGCAACUGGAGUACAACAGGGAAGGGAUUCACUGGGAAGCCAUUGACUGGAUGGACAAUGCAGAAUGUCUGGAUCUGAUAGAGAAGAAACUGGGCAUGUUAGCUUUGAUUAAUGAAGAGAGUCGAUUCCCCAAAGGCACUGACUUUACGCUGCUGGAGAAACUACACAGCAGACACUCUACAAAUCCCUACUAUGUGAAGCCCAGACUGGCAGACCAUCAGUUUGGUAUUAAGCACUAUGCUGGAGAGGUCUUGUAUGACGUGAGAGGGAUUUUAGAGAAGAACAGAGACACAUUUCGAGAUGAUAUCCUGAACAUGCUGAAGGAUAGUCGACUGGAUUUCAUCUAUGAUUUGUUUGAGCAAGUGAGUAGCAGAAACAGUGAGGAGACUCUUAAGAUGGGCACGGCCAGAAAAAAGCAAACCGUCAGCUCUCAGUUCAGAGACUCUCUUCAUUCCCUAAUGGCCACCCUCAGCGUGUCCAACCCAUUUUUUGUGCGUUGCAUCAAACCCAACAUGGAUAAGAACCCAAGCAAGUUUGACCCAGAUGUGGUUCUGAAUCAGUUGCGCUAUUCUGGUAUGUUGGAGACGGUGAAGAUCCGCAGAGCUGGAUUUCCCGUCCGACGCACAUUUAAAGAUUUCUUUAGCAGGUACAAGAUCAUUCUUAAAGAGAAAGAAAAGGCAGCCGUGGCCUCCAGUGGAGAUGAGAAGAAGAAUAGCACAGAUCUGCUGACGCGCUAUGACUGGACCAAGAAGGGAUGGCAGCUUGGGAAAACCAAAGUGUUCUUAAAGGAACCACUAGAACAGAAGCUGGAAAAGGAAAGAGAUGAAGUGCGGAGUAAAGCUGGACUCAUCAUACGAGCCUAUCUUCUGAGAUACACUGCAAGAAAGAACUUUAAGAAGGCUCGGGCCAGCAUUAUGACAAUUCAGAAGAACUAUCGCGCUCAUUUUUAUCGGCGGCGGUUUCUACGAAAACGUUCAGCCGCCGUGGUCCUUCAGAAACACAGACGAGGGCAGGUGGCCCGAGGAGUCUGUCGCAAACUACGAGAGGAGAAGAAGAAGAGAGAGGAUGAGGAGAAGAAAAAGAAGGAGGAAGAGGAGAAGAAAACCAAUGCGAAGGAGGGAGAGAAAGAAACAGCACAGUCUCCACAAUCUACAGAGGAGGAAACCCGGCAGAUGGAGGAGAUCCUGCGUUUGGAGAGAGAGAUCGAACGUCUACAGAAGCAACGAGAAGACGGCGUGUCAAUGCUGUGUGAGACAUCAAGACAGGAACUUUGUUUACGUCGUGAUGCUGAGGCCUUGCGUCAAAAAAAGCAGGCAUCGCGUGCGGCCACGGAAUUCCUCGAACUGCUAGACACCGGAGGUCCAGAGGUCAUCCCUGGUGAACCUAAACAAUCCACCUCCAGACCGACAACCACCACUGAGGAAGAGGUAGAUGAAGGCUUCCAUGCCGAGGAAGAGUGCAUUCCACUGCAGGAGUUCCCUCCUCCAAUAGAAGGUCCUGUAGAUCAGGAGAUCUUAGCUACUCUGCCGCCUCCGCCUCCUGACUUUGCCGAGGGCAUGGUAGCACCGUCCGCUCCCAACCUUCCACCUGGGGCUCCUCCCCCACCUCCUCCACCACCUCCGCCUCCUCCUCCACCACCUCCUCCCCCACUCCCUGGUGAAACCAAACAGGAAGCUCCAAAGCCUGCUGAGUCAAAAACAGUUGAUGAGGCAAAAAAGGAGGCAGAGGACGUGGAUCGCACCAGCAAGUUGACCGCAGCCGAAUCUCUACCGGACACAGAGGAACCCAUCUAUAGCCAGGUUGAGACAGGUGAUGGCGAGUCGGACUAUGACCAGGAUGAGCUGGAGGACGGACAGAGCAGCACUGCGGCGACGGACGCAGAACACGCACGCAAAUCUACCUGCACCAACGCAAGCCAGGAGUCCUACAACCGUAGUUCAGAUUCAUAUGCCGACAGUGAUGAAGAUCAUGACGGGGGUGCGGACACAGACGAGGAGGUGUCCAAUGGUAGAGUCAACAUCUUGAAUGGGAACGGACCUCCAUAUUUCCACAGUUACCUUUACAUGAAAGCCGGUCUGAUGAUCCCGUGGCGCAGGCGUUGGUGCGUUCUGAAGGACGAAACCUUCAUGUGGUUUCGUUCCAAGCAGGAGUCUCUAAAGUCGGGCUGGCUGUAUAAGAAGGGUGGAGGUUUGUCCACGCUCUCCCGCAGGAACUGGAAAAUGCGUUGGUUCGUCCUGCGUGACACCAAACUCAUGUAUUACGAUAAUGACAGCGAAGAGAAGCUGAAAGGGACCAUCGACAUCCGCUUUGCCAAAGAGAUCGUGGAUAAUCAUGAGAAGGAAAAUGCUCUGAACAUCGUGACAGAUGAAAGAACGUACCAGGUGUUUGCCGAGUCGCCAGAGGAUGCCAGCGGCUGGUUUAACGUGUUGAGUCGGGUCGCCACCGCCUCACCAGAGCAGCUGCUGGAGAUGUCUCACGAACAGGCCAACCCGAAGAACGCUGUGGGCACAUUGGAUGUUGGACUGAUAGACUCGGUGUGUGCUUCAGAUAAUCCCGACAGACCUAAUUCAUUUGUGAUCAUCACGGCCAAUCGUGUGAUUCACUGUAACUCAGACCUGCCGGAGGAGAUGCAUCACUGGAUCAGUCUGUUGCAGAAACCCAAAGGAGAAUCCAAGAGUGAUGGACAGGAGUUCCUGGUCAGAGGUUGGCUGCACAAAGAGAUGAAGUCUGGGGCCAAGAGUUCUGCUCUUAAACUGAAGAAACGCUGGUUCGUCUUAACCAACAACUCUCUGGACUACUUCAAGUCAUCUGAACGCAACGCAUGCAAAAUGGGCACUCUGGUUCUGAACAGCUUGUGCUCUGUGGUCCAGCCCGAGGAGAAAAAGUUUAAAGAGACAGGUUACUGGAACAUCAUAGUUCAUGGUCGUAAACAUUCUUAUCGUCUGUACACCAAGAUGCUCAAUGAUGCAAUGCGCUGGGUAUCUGCCAUCCAGGGUGUCAUUGACAAUAAAGCACCCAUUGAAACACCCACCCAACAGCUCAUAAGAGACAUCAAGGAGAACAGCGUGAACUCUGAGGCUGUGGAACAAAUGUACCGCCGAAACCCCAUCCUCAGAUAUACCCAGCAUCCCUUGCAUUCACCUCUCCUGCCUUUGCCCUACGGAGAGGUCAGCGAACCUUUGCAAAAGGAGAAGGGAUACGGAAGCCUGCAGGAUGAGGCAGUGAAGAUCUUCAACUCGCUUCAGGAGAUGGAGAUAGUCUCAGACCCCGUCGCCAUCAUCCAGGGCAUCCUGCAGACCUGCCACGACCUGCGGCUACUGAGAGACGAGGUGUACUGUCAGCUGAUCAAACAGACCAAUCACGUACCCCAACCCAACAGUCCGGGGAACCGCGCCCACUGGCACCUUCUCACCUGCAUGAGCUGCACCUUCCUGCCUAGCCGUGCCAUCCUGCGAUACCUCAGAUUCCACCUAAAAAGGGUAAGGGAGCGCUACGCUGGCACAGAGAUAGAGAAGUAUGCACACUUCAUUGGUGAGUCACUGAAGAAGACGAAGACCAGGGAGUAUGUGCCCUCUCAGGAAGAAAUCGCCGCCCUGCUGAUCAGGCAGGAAAUGACAACUACUGUAUAUUGCCAUGGAGGGGGAUCGUGCAAGAUAUCCAUCAACUCGCACACAACAGCUGGAGAGGUGGUGGAGAAACUGAUUCGUGGUCUGGCAAUGGAAAACAGCAGAAACAUGUUCUCACUAUUUGAGCACAACAAGGUGGCGAGUCGGGCCAUGGAGAGCAGAGUCAUUGUGGCAGAUGUUCUUGCCAAGUUUGAGAGGUUGGCAGGUGGUGAGGAAGAGGAAGAGGAUGGUCCCUGGAGGCUGUAUUUCAAGCUCUAUUGUUUCCUGGAUGUUGAAAGCAUGCCUAAAGAGGGAGUAGAAUUUGCCUUCAUGUUUGAGCAGGCCCACGAGAGUCUCAUCAGUGGUCAUUUUCCCGCCUCUGAGGAGACCCUCCAGCACUUGGCAGCCCUGCGCUUACAGUACAUCCACGGCGAUGUGGCCCGUACACCCUGGAGCCUAAGUAGCGUGUACCCGGUCGGGCGUCUCCGAGCGCGGAUCUUUCAGUCCACUAAAGCAGGAGUCGCUGGCGCACAGGCUGGUAUCUUAGGCCCAGGAAGUCAUACUUUAGAAAGACGUAAGCCCAACUUCCUGGAUGGAACCCUGAGACGCAGCUUAAAGACCGGGUCGACGAAGAAACAGCGUGUGGAGGAGGAACAGAUGCUGGAGAUGUUUGUGAAGGAAGAGAUGUCGGCCACUCUCACAAGCGUGUUGGAGAAAUGGAGUCGUCUGCAGGGGAUGCCUCAACACCAGGCCAUGCUCAGUUACAUGACCAUCAUCAAAGAGUGGCCGGGAUAUGGAUCAACACUGUUUGAUGUGGAGUGUAAGGAGGGGGGCUUUCCUCAUGACCUGUGGUUGGGUGUAAGUGCUGAAAACGUCUCGGUGUACAAACGUGGCGAUCCCAAACCACUUGAGACUUUCCAGUACGAGCACAUCGUUUUCUUCGGAGCACCUCAGCCCAGCACAUACAAAAUCAUCGUUGAUGAAAGAGAGAUGUUCUUCGAAACGCCUCAGGUGGGUGAAAUCACAAAGAUCAUGAAGGCGUACAUCAACAUGAUAGUUAAAAAGCGCUGCAGUAUCAUGUCUGUCACCAGCAACAGCAGUGCCUGGAUGAGGUGAUCAACACCAACCAGAGAUCUUAAAGCAGCCAGGAGGAUGAUAGUGUCUUUACGGUGGAAUAAAGGGCUGAUCGUGGAUUCAGAAGAGUGAGACAGCAGAGAUUUCAACUCUAUGAGGAUUAUAACUUAAACUCCCUUUGCCAUACCUGUCUCUAAUACAACAGCACACUCCAGCUAUUUAGUAUUUAUUUGGACCGAUUUUACUUUUACAAGCACAAUGACGCCUCACUGUUCUCACCCACCCCACUGCCAGCACUAACUAAUAACCAAACCUGGUUAGUUUCACGACAUUUUCACUAUCCUCAAUUCUCAGUCCAUGAUGGUGCAAUUUCCGACUUAACGGUUAACAACCUUUAACUUCAUUAACCAGUAGUUUUCCUGAGGUGUGGAUGUCAUGUUUGUGUAUAAGAACAGAGUAUGUAUUACAGAGUUCCUGGUUCACCUAUGGAGCCAUUUUGCAAGCGCACCAGCGUAAGGUUAAGCGUACCACAUCCAGGUAUGGAGCGAUCACACUAGUCAAACGAACCAGAUUUGGGGGUAUGGUUCGGUACGCACAGUGUUAGUAAAGCCAUGACUGUGGAUGGCCGUUUGGAGCUUCUGGAGUACAGGCAGUUAGCCAAUCAGAUCACAGUAUAUUUGGAGUGCCUGCUCUGUGGCCAGCAUUUUGUGGAAAUCAGCCAACAGAGCCCUUAAAGCACUGACCGUGUGCACACAUUUGAGACUAUUCACGCAUUAUCAAUGUAACAACAAACGUCUUGUUUUGUAUUAAAUGGCAGAGUCUAUACAUAAAUAUGCUAACUUGUUACAUUUGAUAGUGAGUCGAUGUAUUUACAUGCACCAUUUUUCUUCUUUUUUACUGUAAUUUUGCCAGUCAUGCAAGGCUUGUGUAACUUCUACUGUACCAGUGCACAAAAGCAUACCCAGUCCCAGUGAGUGCUACAUUGGCCUAAAAGCUUGACUUAAUGUUAAAGAGAAACUGUCUUGGGUGUUGUAUUUCGGAAAUGUUAACGGAGAUUGGAUUAUGGUUGAGUAUCAUAUAAAGCAGUGCCAAGCCUGUAUGUCCAUGCGAGAAAUGCAAAGGCUACAAACUAUUAUUUGCUACUUUGUGGCAUGUGGUCUUGGGGAGCGAUAUUUAAAAAAU
This is a messenger RNA of Misgurnus anguillicaudatus (oriental weatherfish), 7940 nucleotides long. It is a transcript of the gene myo10l1, whose product is annotated as myosin X, like 1. The record is from RefSeq and is a predicted model, not a curated record. NCBI's taxonomy places the organism in Eukaryota, Metazoa, Chordata, Actinopteri, Cypriniformes, Cobitidae. Gene Ontology annotation, molecular function: ATP binding; cytoskeletal motor activity; protein binding. Gene Ontology annotation, cellular component: myosin complex; cytoskeleton; axonal growth cone. Gene Ontology annotation, biological process: axon extension.